Messenger RNA from Schizophyllum commune H4-8, 1008 nucleotides. RefSeq names its product Rpr2-domain-containing protein. The transcript has 3 exons. The record is from RefSeq and is a predicted model, not a curated record. Lineage: Eukaryota; Fungi; Basidiomycota; Agaricomycetes; Agaricales; Schizophyllaceae. Gene Ontology annotation, cellular component: nucleolar ribonuclease P complex. Gene Ontology annotation, biological process: tRNA processing. The coding region runs from base 75 to 947 and encodes 290 amino acids.
CUCGACCUUCAUCAUCUUUGGGACUCCGGCCUCGUUCUGUCUUGUCCCCAGCUGGGUCGCACUCUCGUAUUACAAUGGAUGCCGCACUAUCUGCUUCGAAGCAGAAGCAGAAACCUCCCAAGCAGCCCAAACCCGCGAAAGAUGCGGCCCCCAACUUCGGCGCCGUCGCCAACCGCGACCUCCUUCAGCGCAUGAACUUCCUCUACCAGAGCAGCGCGUAUCUCAACACGAUAAUACCGCAAACACCCAACUCUAGCACCGGCUACGCACCUCCUGGUAGGCGGGGGAGACCGCCAGCCAGACCCGUGCUUCCAGAGGGUAGGCGGCGAUCGAAGAAGCGCUGGGCGAAGCCUGGGUUCCCUGCAGGGGAGGCUGAGGGCCCGAAGAAUGGCACGCGCAGGCAGGCGACGAUAGCAGAUCUGUCGAGGGAGUACAUCAAGAAUAUGAAGGCGGUGGGGAGGAAGUCGGUGAUGCGGAUAGAUCCUGCGGUCAAGCGCACUAUCUGCAAGGCAAGGAACUGUGAUACGGUGAUGAUCCCGGGCGCGAAUGUGAAUGUAAGGGUACAAUCCUCACGCAACCACGGCCAUACUCUCUCGUAUAUCUGCCCGACAUGCGGGCGUAAACGACGGAUCCCUUGUCCAUCUACUGCGACGCUCUCAGACGAGGAAGAAGCUGCUUCAAAUGCAGCUGCAGCGGAUGACCAGGGCGAUACUGUCAUGGAAGGUCCACCGACAGAGCAAUCCUCCGCCGCCCAGCAGACUUUCGCUUCCGAGCAUUCCUCUACGGCCGACCCCUCACCAAAGCCUGCUCCGAAACCGAAGAAGAAACCUCGCCGCCCGCCUGGCAAGUCACCAUUGUUCGCAGACAGGGAUGCAGGGCAUGUCGUGCUGCGCGGGAAGAAUAGGGUCGAAGAGGAUGAAGAUGGGAUCCUUUCGUGGGUUUGCUAGAACGUGCGUUCGCUGCGUACAUUGUGGCACGGAAUACAAAGCCUCCCUUUCUGGGACAGAA